Rhodamnia argentea is the source of this 1371-nucleotide messenger RNA. RefSeq lists its product as uncharacterized. Lineage: Eukaryota; Viridiplantae; Streptophyta; Magnoliopsida; Myrtales; Myrtaceae. The coding region runs from base 1 to 1371 and encodes 456 amino acids. The transcript is spliced from 4 exons. The record is from RefSeq and is a predicted model, not a curated record.
AUGUCAAGCAACAAGAGACGAGCAGUUGAAGCUGCAAUCAACAGGCCAGAUUUUAUGCAGUGGAGUGCUUAUCCAUCAGACAAAGCCUCCAGUUAUCCGUUAAUUCCAGGCCAAGUUCGAGGUGAACUUGUAUCGAGGCCCUCGCGGUUUCUGUACAUGGCUGAUUCGUCACUUGGUGCCGGUGGUAUGAGUGCGGGAAGGAAGGAUUUCAAGAAUGCACAUCAAGGUGAUGCCUCAGCACAUUCUCACAAUCUUCGUGAAACCCUAAAGGCAAAAGUCAAUCACGUUCAAGAUUUUGAAAAUGCGGUGUCUGAGCCAGUAAGCAACUAUUUGAGAAAGGCCGAUGAAGGAAGAUUGUUGAGGAGUACUGAUCGUAACAAGUACUAUGGCAGCUUCUUGUCUUUGGGCCUUCCACCUCAGAUUAAGGAUGGGAGUGACACACCGAUGGAUGUGAUUCGCAAUGAAGGAUUGGACCUGCGUCUCACCUUAGGUCACAAUUACGAGGAGAACAUUGCUCCUGACAGAGCUGAUGAAGGACCUGAACAUGCAUCUGGCAUGGCCAUUGCUGAUAACCGGGCGAUUGUAGACUAUACAAACUAUGCUCACUUGUCAAGAGUAACUAACCAGUUGAGCACUAUCGAGCUGAAUGCUCAUCAGAAUAAAAUACCAGUGUAUGUGAUUCGCAACAGUGUAUGCAAACCGCAUCGAACCUUAGAUUGCAACUAUAAGCACAAACGAAAUGCUGCCGUUUUUGGAGGAGUUAAGGUCACUGCCAACUAUGAGGCAAUGGUAGACUAUCAUAACUCUGCUCAAUCUUCAGGGGCAACUAGUCAGGUCAGCACAGUUGAGCCAAAUGCUCAUCGUUCUCCAGAAAGCAAUUCGAAUCCGGCAGGCAAUGCUAAAACACAUGAAACUUUCAGGAGAGAGUUGCCAAAUACGAUCGGUGAGCGUCACCCUAAUGUAAACCUGUCAUCUGUCCAUAGUCUAUUUUCGACUGGAAUAUUUGAUGGUGCUCCGGUGAAGUACAUUUUGAGAAGGCGCAAUCUUUUAUGGCUCUUUAUUCGACACUUGACAUACGGAGUUCCACAGAUAAUUCUUCAUGGAGUUAUCAAAGGGCCAAAGAUUCUUUGUAGCUGCAGAGAAUGCAACAACUCUGAAUACGUUACCCCCUACAAAUUUGAGCUCCAUGCUGGAGGAAGGACAAAGCAUCCGAAUGCAUGCAUUUACUUUGAGAAUGGCAAGACCGUCCAUGGAGUUUUUCAGCAGCUGAGGGACACACCGGAGCAUAUGCUUUUUGAUGCAAUUCCUAGAAUCGCCGGUUCUGCUGAUUCUGACAGCUUGCCUUUGUUUAUGCUUUGGUUGCAUUUGUGA